This is a messenger RNA of Solanum dulcamara, 2303 nucleotides long. RefSeq names its product E3 ubiquitin-protein ligase RMA3-like. The record is from RefSeq and is a predicted model, not a curated record. The transcript has 2 exons. The coding region runs from base 1207 to 1962 and encodes 251 amino acids. Gene Ontology annotation, molecular function: metal ion binding; ubiquitin-like protein conjugating enzyme binding; ubiquitin protein ligase activity. NCBI's taxonomy places the organism in Eukaryota, Viridiplantae, Streptophyta, Magnoliopsida, Solanales, Solanaceae. Gene Ontology annotation, biological process: ubiquitin-dependent protein catabolic process. Gene Ontology annotation, cellular component: endoplasmic reticulum.
AUUUCUGUUUAUUGUAAUCUAUGUUUGUUUUGAGUUUUGUGUUCAUGAAGAAAAUGGAAAAAAUUCAAUUUGCUCUUUGAAUUUGAGGUUAAAAAUAGUCAAUUUUUGAUUUUGACAUUGUGAAGGAAUUCGGUCAACUUACUUCAAUUUUUCGUAAAUUGUUUAUGGUUAUGGUUGGAAUUAGUUAAUUGCUAUGUGGUGGGAUCGGGAUGAUCCCUUCACGUUUAACUAGAGGUGUUGAGUUUGAGCUUGUGAAUAAAAAAAAAAUCUUUGUAGGAAACUCUUUCUCCCUUAAUGGGCAUUUGAAUCUAAAUUACUCUGGCUCUAAUGCGGGUACUACUGCAUUAGGUGGGAAACCAAAAGAAAGAGUUAAUGACGUUAGCUAUUUUCAUGGAAAAGAAAAUCUUUAUAUUCAUUGAGCUGCUUCUAUCUGUUCUAAAGCAAGUUCUUUUGAUGAUUUUAGUUUCCUGUCAAGCUGACUUGUUUCAGAAAAUUGGAUAAUUCUGUUUGUUUCGUUUCAAAAGCUUUAUAGGGAAAGCUUCACUCUUGUGCAUUUACGAAAUGGAGAAAUGAAAAGAGGAAUUGGGGAGAGAAUUUAGUUAUAUGUCAACUUGUACCAUCAAAGUUUAUGUUUCUAUCUCCUAUUGGCAUACAGAUAUCAACCUUUCCGAAGGCGUUUUAUGUGUUUUUGGCUUUUAGAUAUUGAAAUGUAGGCUUGGAGAUGUAGGUUGGAGGUUGACAAACAAAUGUAUUUUCAAUCAAAACGAAUUGAAAUGCAGUUUUCGCCAUAUUCUAGCUUUGCGAUCUAUUUCAAUUUUUUCAGGAGCUAACUCUUGUUUAUAAAUAGAUUCUAGCUACAAAGUAUUUUUUUUAACUACUUUUGUUUUUCAAACGAAUAGAUGCAUUCUAUGAUUAGUAUCUAGUGCCUGAAUCUAGCGUGUUUACUUGGGACCGUAGUUUUUCCAACCCUUGCUCCUCACAAGUCAUAUGCAUACUCCCUAUAGGCCAAGUUCUUAAUGAAAGGAAAAUGGAAGCGAAAUAGGAGGAUGCUUUGCUAAGUUAUCUUCUUUCAUUUUGCUUUCCAAAUGGUCAACUCAUCAGAAACGAACUAACUAUAUGUAAUAUAGUCUUUUGGAAAUCUGGAUUUCAUGCUUCAAUAGAAGUUGUUGACAUUCAAUCAUGUUGCCGUGCAGAUAAACGUAUCUCAUGGCUUUGGAACAAAAUUUUGUUGGUGAAGAUAUGUUCAGUUUUGUAUCUGAAGAAGAUGUUUCCCUUAAGAAGGGGAGUGCAGUUCCAGUUCCAGUUCCAGUUCCAACAUCAAGUUCUGACAAUAUAACAGGAGGUUAUGAUUGCAAUAUUUGUCUCGACUCAGCACAUGAUCCUGUUGUCACCCUCUGCGGACACCUCUACUGCUGGCCUUGCAUUUACAAGUGGCUUCAGGUCGAGACCUCUACUCCGGGAUCAGAAGAGAAAUGUAAAUGUCCAGUCUGUAAGGCUCACAUCUCUAACUCAUCGCUAAUACCUCUCUAUGGCCGUGGAAUAUCAUCUACAGAAUCUGAAUCCAAGAAAUCUCAACUGGAUGUUGUUCUACCCCGCAGGCCUCAAGCCAUUGGAAUAGCAACACUAGUUAAUUCAUUGUCUCCAUCUUCUCACAUGAGUCAGCAACUUCAUCACAGGCGAUCCGUCCCCUCUGCUUUUGGUAGCUAUGCUGCUUUGGCUCCAUCUAGCUUUGGGGGUACUCCAACGAUAAGUUUGUCCAGCCCAACAGUUGGGGUAUUCGGAGAAAUGUUUUUGGGAAGGAUGUUCGGAAACUCAGACGCAAGUUUAUUUGCUUAUCCUCACCCAAACACUUCCUUCAUUCCAGGAAGUGGCAGUUAUAGAAUGAGGCAGGUGGAAAAAUCUCUUAACAGAUUAUCCAUCUUUCUUUUCUGCUGCAUUAUCCUAUGCCUUCUCCUAUUCUGAGUGUUUAAUGCUUGGUGUAUAGUUGUGAAAAUUGUGCUACUGUUGUCACUAACAGUCGGUCAGUAGAUAGUAGAAAUACAUAAUAAGAGAUUCAACAACAACAGAAAAAAAAAGCUCAAUACCGUGCAAAGGUUGUUUUUUUUUUUUUACUCUUAUAGUCUUCUGUGAAACUUUCUUGCCCUUCAGAAAGUGGCAACAGACAUAGCCAUGGCUAUCUGCUCUGUCACUUUGGUAGUCUCUUGUAAGGAGCCCACUGAACCUUUUGCUUUGUGGCCCAAAUGGUCUCGUGAUAUGAAGAACGAACAUGUUACUUUCCUAUUUUUUCUGUAUUCUCUGAUCUU